CGCACGCUCUGCGCAGCCUGUCAGUGUCAGGGGGCUGGGCCGGCCUCCGAGGGCGUCUGCUGCCGCCGGCCUCUCUUUCUCACCCGGCCCGGAACUGGAGGCGAGGCCGGCCCGAAGCCUUUCUCCUGGGCCUCUCGUCGCUGACCGGGGCAUGAGGCGGUGACGGAGCCCGGGGGCGCCGCGGGGGCCGGAGGCGGAGGAGCACGAGGAGGAGGCUGUCUGAGCCAGUAUGUGUGCGUCGGUCAAGUACAACAUCCGGGGUCCUGCCCUCAUCCCAAGGAUGAAGACCAAGCACCGUCUCUACUACAUCACCCUCUUCUCGGUGGUCUUACUGGGCCUCAUUGCUACGGGCGUCUUCCAGUUCUGGCCCCACUCCAUCGAGUCUUCGAGUGACUGGGCGGUGGAGAAGCGCAGCGUCCACGAUGUGCCCGUGGUCCGGCUGCCCGCCGACAGCCCCGUCCCGGAGAGGGGAGACCUCAGCUGCCGCAUGCACACCUGCUUCGACGUCUACCGCUGCGGCUUCAACCCCAAGGACAAGAUCAAGGUCUACAUCUACUCGCUGAAGAAGUACGUCGAUGACGUUGGGGUGCCCGUCAGCAACACCAUUUCCCGGGAGUACAAUGAGCUGCUCACGGCCAUUUCAGACAGCGACUUCUACACAGAUGACAUCAACCGGGCCUGCCUCUUUGUGCCGUCCAUAGAUGUGCUCAACCAGAAGACACUGCGCAUUAAGGAGACAGCACAGGCCUUGGCCCAGCUCGCCAGAUGGGAUCGAGGCACAAAUCAGCUGUUGUUCAAUAUGUUACCUGGGGAACCUCCAGAUUACAAUACAGCCCUGGAUGUCCCCAGAGACAGGGCUCUUCUGGCCGGAGGUGGCUUCUCCACAUGGACCUAUCGCCAGGGCUAUGAUGUGAGCAUUCCUGUCUAUAGCCCCCUGUCAGCUGAGGUGGACCUGCCAGAGAGAGGACCGGGCCCCAGGAGGUACUUCCUUCUGUCAUCGCAGAUGGCCCUUCAUCCUGAGUACCGAUCCGACCUGGAGGCCCUCCAAGCCCAGCACGGAGAGUCGGUGCUGGUCCUGGAGAAGUGCACCAACCUCUCUGAGGGCGUCCUUGCCACUCGCAAGCGCUGCCACAAGGACCAGACUUUUGAUUACCCCCAAGUCCUGCAGGAGGCUUCUUUCUGCAUCGUCCUUCGUGGAGCCCGGCUGGGCCAGGCAGCUCUGAGUGAUGUUCUUCAGGCCGGCUGUGUCCCAGUUAUCAUUGCUGAUUCCUAUAUCCUGCCCUUUUCGGAAGUUCUGGACUGGAAGAGGGCAUCUGUGGUCAUACCUGAGGAGAAGAUGCGAGACAUGUACAGUGUGCUGCGGAGCAUCCCCCAGAGGCAGAUCGAGGAGAUGCAGAGACAGGCAAGAUGGUUCUGGGAAGCCUACUUCAAGUCAAUGAAAUCCAUUGCUUUGGCCACCCUUCAGAUCAUCAAUGACCGAAUUUAUCCAUAUGCUGCCAUCUCGUAUGAAGAGUGGAAUGAUCCUCCAGCUGUUAAAUGGAGCAGUGUGAGCAACCCGUUGUUCCUUCCACUCAUCCCGCCACAGUCCCAGGGUUUCACUGCCAUUGUCCUCACCUACGAUCGCGUGGAGAGCCUCUUCAGGGUCAUCACGGAGGUAUCUAAGGUGCCCAGCCUGUCCAAGCUCUUAGUGGUCUGGAACAACCAGAAUAAAAACCCUCCAGAAGAUUCUCUUUGGCCCAAGAUCCGAGUUCCUUUGAAAGUUGUAAGAACAGCUGAAAACAAACUGAGUAAUCGGUUUUUCCCCUAUGAUGAGAUAGAAACAGAAGCUGUGCUUGCUAUUGACGAUGAUAUCAUUAUGUUAACUGCUGAUGAACUACAGUUUGGUUAUGAGGUUUGGCGUGAGUUUCCUGAUAGAUUGGUGGGAUACCCGGGCCGCCUGCACCUCUGGGACCAUGAGAUGAACAAGUGGAAGUAUGAGUCUGAGUGGACCAAUGAAGUAUCUAUGGUACUUACAGGAGUAGCUUUUUACCACAAGUAUUUUAAUUACCUGUAUACCUACAAAAUGCCUGGAGACAUCAAGAACUGGGUGGAUGCUCACAUGAACUGCGAAGAUAUUGCCAUGAAUUUCUUGGUGGCCAACGUUACAGGGAAAGCCGUCAUUAAGGUGACUCCCCGUAAAAAGUUCAAGUGUCCUGAGUGCACGGCCAUCGACGGGCUCUCCCUGGACCAGACUCACAUGGUAGAGAGAUCUGAAUGCAUCAACAAAUUUGCCUCCGUCUUCGGGACCAUGCCCCUCAAGGUGGUGGAGCAUCGCGCCGACCCCGUCCUGUACAAAGAUGACUUCCCUGAAAAGCUGAAGAGCUUCCCCAACAUCGGCAGCUUGUGAGAGAGGUGCCCGCCGCAGGACCAAGGCUUGGAGGCAUGGGUGAGGGCCCUCAAGGGGGCCUCCAGGUAGGGGGUGAGCCCGGCACGAUCCGUGUUUCUCUCUCCCUCGGAAAGCCAGCCGGCCUCUAGCCUGGGUCUCACCUGAGCUAACAGACAUCGUGUUCUCUGCUGACCCUAUUUGAAAAUGGAAGGCUGAGUCCGUAGCAUCUCUCCGUGCAACAGACUGAAGUUCCAGGACUUCUGGCUUGUUGUGACACUGUCUGUUCUAGCCUUGGCACAUUGGAUACAUUGCCUACAAUUUUAGCUUCAGGAAAUUGUGGGAAAAAAGCACCCCCAUCUCACUUUUACUUUUCCAAAUCGGUGGGCUCUUUGGGGAAGAAAAUCCCUAACUUGGACUCAAAUACCAAACAGCAAAUCAUGAUUAUAGGUGAUACAUUGGCUGCAGCCUGGGAUCAUGGGACUUGGUUCAAGAGGAGAGGCUUGAAGGCCCCUUGUGCACCAUGUACUAUUGUCCUGGUCUGGCUUUUUAAUAUAAUUAAAUUUUAUUUUUUACCUUUU
This is a messenger RNA of Sarcophilus harrisii (Tasmanian devil), 2943 nucleotides long. RefSeq names its product exostosin glycosyltransferase 2 (gene EXT2). Gene Ontology annotation, cellular component: membrane. The record is from RefSeq and is a predicted model, not a curated record. NCBI's taxonomy places the organism in Eukaryota, Metazoa, Chordata, Mammalia, Dasyuromorphia, Dasyuridae. Bases 230 to 2386 code for a protein of 718 amino acids. The transcript is spliced from 14 exons. Gene Ontology annotation, molecular function: glycosyltransferase activity.